AUGUGUCAGACAUUUUCACUCAACACACCGACUACUAUUCAGCGUCGACAUAUUGGCUUUGGAGUCAUUCUAAUCUUCUUCUCUAUUGCUCUAAUCAUCGCCGAGGCUAAACGACCCAGUUUUACCUAUGUAGGCUAUUGGGUUGGAACCACCAGUGUUCUGCCAUCAAUUUUGGCAAUAGCAUGUGGAAUUAAAACAGAUAAGCGUAUUCUUAUUUGCGCCUCCGUUAGUGAUAUCAUUGCUUCAGUUACAUGUGUAUCUGGAGCUAUUCUUUCCCUGGUCUUCUUCUCAGUCCAGGUCUAUGCCGUUGGGUGGUUAUCGGUUAUCCUUACUACAUUCCUUCUUUACCAUGCCUUUAUGAUAUUUGGCGAACUUAGUGUCUGCUGUAAGAUAACAAUUUUUGAAAUGUCCGAUGUGGGUUCGGAGGAUAAUGACCGACGUCGGAGAGAUAGGGAUUUCCCGGCCCCUCCGGUGGGAUUCAUUAUGCCGGAUGAAGUUCCAAAACCCCCUAACUAUGAUCAACUAUCAAUCCGAGGCGAUCCACCGUCUUAUAGUCAAAUCUAUUCCCAACCACCUCGAGCUUCCCCAACUUCACCACCACCUCCACCCUCAGUUGCUGCAGGUCAACGAAAAAAGGAAAGGUCAUCCAGUGCUAUUAGGAUUCCAAUAAGUGAUAGAAACGAUCAAAAACACCCCUCGAAUAAUACAUCUCACCCUCGAUCAAAUCUAAGUGGCGAGACAAGAUCGGCUUCAAUGAAUGCGUUAGAAGGAGUUUGA
Messenger RNA from Rodentolepis nana, 777 nucleotides. Lineage: Eukaryota; Metazoa; Platyhelminthes; Cestoda; Cyclophyllidea; Hymenolepididae. The record is from the annotation of a GenBank genome assembly.